Messenger RNA from Culex pipiens pallens (northern house mosquito), 841 nucleotides. RefSeq names its product glutathione S-transferase 1-1-like. The transcript has 3 exons. Bases 74 to 736 code for a protein of 220 amino acids. Gene Ontology annotation, molecular function: glutathione transferase activity. The record is from RefSeq and is a predicted model, not a curated record. Lineage: Eukaryota; Metazoa; Arthropoda; Insecta; Diptera; Culicidae. Gene Ontology annotation, biological process: glutathione metabolic process.
UUCAGUCUCGAACUGGCCUUUAAGCGUUUUGGUUGUUUCGAUUAGUGCCGCACAGUCCCACGUUAUAGUAAAGAUGCCAAUCACUCUGUACUACACCCCAAUCAGCCCCCCUGCCAGGGCCGUAGUUUUGCUGAUCCGAGAGCUGGGAUUAAAUGUUGAGUUCAAGCCGGUGGACGUGAUGGCUGGCGGUACCCGCACGGAGGAAUUCCUCCAAAUGAACCCGGAGCAUACGAUUCCAACCCUGGACGACAAUGGCUUUCAUCUGUGGGAAUCGCGAGCGAUUCUGACGUACCUGGUGGACACUUACGCGCCCGGCCACGACCUGUACCCAAACAUCCCCAAGGAGAAGGCCCUCAUCAACCGCGUCCUGAACCACGACCUGUCGGCAUUCUACCCCAAAACCGUCGGCCAGAUGGCGCCCAUUUUCCAGCGCCAAACUUCGACCGUUACGGACGAGAUGAUGGCCAAGCUGGACGAAGGGCUCACCAACCUGGAGCUGUUUCUGGUGCGCAACGAUUGGUUCGCCGGGGAGAACCUAACCGUGGCCGAUUUGUCCCUGCUGCCGACGAUUGCUUCGCUGGUGCACUGCGGAUUCGACCUGGCCCGGUACCCGAGGCUGGCGGAAUGGUACAGCAACUGCAAGGUCCUGAAGGGCUUUGAGGAAGAUCAGGGCUGCGCACAGCAGAUUGGGGGAUUCUUUAAGUCGCUGGUGGCCGAAGGGCAGCAGCACGAUUAGAUAAAUGGUGUGCCGACACUGUGAUGUAACCUGUGCUACAGCGUGAAUCGAUAUUAUAUACGUUUAUCAGCGUUUGGAUUACUGCUGAUAAGAAAAUCGUACAAA